AUAUAGGAACGAGGACCGAUAUUCCAGUAGCUGGUUUGUGUUUGAGAUGAAUUGUAAUGUGAGGAACUUAACCUUCCGAUUGUACUUAUGGUUAUAAAAUAUUGUUUAGAAAUUUGUUUACAUUAAGGAGCUAUGAAUAUUUGAUUAUCUAGUGCCGAUUUCAAAAGUUACUCCGCUAAGAUGGACAUGUGUGAUAUACGCUCUAUAGAGUUCAUAGAUUUGAGCGGCAUUGACUCCGUCGAGCAGAACAGGAUUAGGACGUCUUUGCAGCAAUAUGACGCCAGUGUUCAGCUGCCCUGGGUGAAAAAAACUAAAACCAAGUCGAGCUCAGGAAGACAGCAGCAGAGGGAAAACGUCCAAACCCAGGAAGGUAUUCCUGAGAUACAACCCAUAGCUGUAUCUUCGCCUUACGACUACUACCCGCACACUGUGAUCUCCCCGACGAUGUACCACCAGCAUCCGCCCGUGAUGGUACAGCCGAUGCUGCCCUAUCCGCAUCCCCAAUCGAGCGUCAUCUAUUAUAACGCCCUCUCUCCGAUGUCGCCCCCCUAUCCCCAUGUCUUUGUGCAACAGAAUCCCGCAGUUCAUGGGUACCCUCACAACAGUGGAUUCGAUUAUCAGCAGACGGUGGAAGCACCGAAGAUGGGCAGUGUGGUGGAAGACUCGCAGCAGAAUGGUCAAGUUUUUUCGGAAGACCCGCAACAAAAUGGUCAAGAGGAAGAGGAGGGAAUUCAAAAUGAGGCUGAAGUGAGUCCUCCGGCUGAACCGUCGCAGUUUCCUGAAGAAGUAAUUCCCAACGGAGUUGCAGUGUCCCCAAAAGAAGUAAUUCCCAACGGAGUUGAAGUAACGAACCCCACCCCUGCCGCGAAAUCAUGGGCAAGUCUGUUCAAAUCCGGCAACGCUAAUGCUACUUCUGCACCUGUCAAUAGUUUCAACAAAGACGCUUCUGGCCAUGCUGUCAAAGACGAAACCAAUCUACUCACGUGUCCCAUCAAGCACCCCAGAAGGGCCGACCAGUUUGUGGAUCCUGACAGUUACAGGAUGGGCGAGUUUUUGACUACGUAUACGAUCGAUAACAGGGCAGUGAGUUUGAUGCCAAGGGGUUUGCUCAAUGAAAGCAAUUACUGCUAUGUCAAUUCUAUUUUGCAAGCCCUGAUUGCGUGCCCACCACUCUUCAACUUGUUGAACAGCUUGAGCAAGAACAUCUCGUCGAACGAGAAAAGAAAAUCCUCCCCAGUUAUAGAUGGAAUGUGCCGUUUCGUGAGGCAGUUCGACUUCUUGCCCGCCAACAUUAGGACGAAAGACAGGAGAGUGGACAAAAAUGUCAAGAACGACCAAACAGUUAUGGUCAAUACGGGUAUCCCGUUCGGUCCGACGUGGAUUUAUAAAAUGCUGCAUAGCAUGCGAACCGACUGGAUCGAGGGUAGGCAGCAAGACGCCGAAGAAUUUCUAGGUUUUCUGUUGAACGGGCUCAACGAUGAAAUGCUGGAGUCAGUAGAGUUGGUUAAAUCUUACACCGAACAUGAAAAACCUGCCGUUGACUCUGCUGUGGAAACUGAUUCAAGUGAUGAGUGGAAGGUGAUGGGAUCAAAAAAUAAAGGAUGCGUGACAAGAAGAACCCACUUUGCCCGAACACCGAUAAUUGACAUCUUUGGGGGGCAACUCAAGUCAAGCAUACACCGUGCCGGAGACCACAUCACCGAGAAUAUUCAGCCUUUCCUCACGCUGCCUCUCAACAUCGAGAAUGUAAAGACUGUCAGGGAGGCGCUUGAGGCACUCGUCACCAAGAACAGAUUAGAGGGGCUGACUUCGUCGAAAACUAACGAGCAAGUCGAAGCGUGGGAGCAAGUAAUGCUAUGCGAACUUCCCGUUAUCCUCAUAUUGCAUCUGAAGUGUUUCGAUUACAGCUACAACGGAUGCACGAAGAUUAUCAAGGCCUUGGAGUUUGGAAUCGACUUGAAAAUUGAUUCAAAACUGGUUUCGUCGAAAACACAGUCCCCAAAGGAGAAACAGUACAAACUGUUCGCCGUCGUGUACCACGACGGCAAAGAGGCCAACAAGGGGCACUACGUAACUGACGCCUUCCAUGUCGGAUAUAACUGCUGGUUGAGGUACGACGAUUCCUCGGUCAAGACAAUACAGGAGGAGCACCUGCUGAAGCCGCAGGGAACGCGAGUACCCUAUUUGCUGUUCUACAGGCGCAGCGAUACGAUCCGACUUAAAUAAGGCCCCCCAAGGGGGAUGAGGUUGCUGCGGUUACGUGGGGGCCAGGGAGUGGAAGCGGCCGGGCCAUUUCCCACGAAUACGGGCCGUCUGGGAACGUGCGGAAUUCCUCUGUCGAGUUUUUACCGGAUUUGUUGGUUUUAGUAGAUUUUUAUUCUUGCAGCGAUGAUCGAACAGCAGCGCGUGUCGCACGUUUUCAGUCGCUCUGCCAAACAAGUUUAAUUAGGUAUCUUAUUUUAAUAAAUGAACUUUAUACAGUUUGACAUUUUUACCUGUAAAUAUUUAUUAUGAUAGAGAAUGUUAUGCGAAGUGCAUGUUAUUAUGAUGAUUCUGGAGGAGACCAAUAAAUUUUUUAUUAUUGAA
This is a messenger RNA of Leptinotarsa decemlineata (Colorado potato beetle), 2586 nucleotides long. Its product is annotated as ubiquitin carboxyl-terminal hydrolase 10. Gene Ontology annotation, molecular function: cysteine-type deubiquitinase activity. NCBI's taxonomy places the organism in Eukaryota, Metazoa, Arthropoda, Insecta, Coleoptera, Chrysomelidae. Gene Ontology annotation, cellular component: nucleus; cytosol. Gene Ontology annotation, biological process: protein deubiquitination; DNA damage response, signal transduction by p53 class mediator; regulation of autophagy. The record is from RefSeq and is a predicted model, not a curated record.